UCCCCAAGGUGUCCCCAGUGAGCAUGGAGCCCCAAGAGCUGUCCCCGGCCCUGCUGCAGCCACAGGUCACUGUGGUGGCCAUCCUGGGCGAGCUGCUGGCCACCCUGCCCAGGCGGGACAAGAUGAUGCUCGUGUCCACAGCGGACUUGUACUGGGACCUGGUGAACUUCACCAAGGACCUCUGGGUCACCCUGUCCUGCAUUGAUGGCACCUGGUGGCGACAAAUUGUCACCUCCGAUGAUGAUGACGCUGUCACCUCCCUGAGCCAGACCCUGGCCAACUAUGAGAGCACCCCAGGGACCACCUGGGACGAUGUGACAAUGGCAGCCAGGAAGUGGCACCGGUCGGUGUCUGUGCUUGUGCACAGCUGGGCCGAGCUGGCCAGGAAGGCCACCCAGCUCCACGACACCUGCACGGAGGUGGUCACCGAGGUGGCCGACAUGGCGGCCAUCGCCACCGCCCGAGCGAGGAAGCUGCAGCGCAGGGCUGGCCGUGAUGGGACAGCUCAGGAAAACACGAUGGAGCUGGGUCAGGCCCUGGGCGAGGAGGAGGAUUGGUGGUGUAAAGCCCGGGCGAGGAGAGAGGCCAUGGUGGCUGCCAGCAAGGCAGCGAGGGCCAGCGUGGUGAGAGAGGACGUGAAGGCGGCCCUGGGGCUGCUGGAGCGCUUGGUGGCCGCGUGUGACGAAGCCACCGCGUUCCCCCGGGAGCUGCAGCGCAGGGUUGGGGACAUCAAGGCCGCCAUGGAGGGGACAAAGGAGAAAUUCUAUGAUGUCCCCGAGGACUUGGUGGCCAAGGUGGCCGUGGCCGAGCGGCUGUGGGAGGCCAACGCCCGCCUGGCCAAGGAUCACCUGCUGGGGACAGUUGGCAACAUCGUCAGGUUCUAUUUCGAUGGUGCUCCCGCCAGCCCCUGUGCCUGUGGGGUGGCCGAGCGGUGCCAAAGAGCCACCGAGGACAUCCCAAGGCUCCUUCGACCUGCAGAGCGUCCCCAGAGCGUCCCCAAAGCGUCCCCAGUGUCCCCUCCGCAGCUGCAGGCGCUGGUGGCCGUGGUGGCCACCCUGGGCAAGGUGGUGGCCACCGUGACUGGGCCACACAGGCCCGAGUGCCCGCGCAAGUGCCCAGAGUCCCUGCAUGAGGACCUGAAGAACUUCACCCGGAGCCUCCGUGCGAUCCUGAACCACGGCGGUGUCACCUCCCUGGGCCACCCUGGUGUCCCCUCUCUGUGCCGGGCCCUGGCCACCCUCUGGGCCACCCCUGGGGCCACCUGGGCCGAUGUGAGAGCCGCGGCCAGCGCCUGGCGGGAGUCGGUGGCCAGGCUUGUGGAACGCUGGGACUGGCUGGCCAGGGAGGCCACCAAGCUCCGUGAGAAGGUGGUCACGGAGCAGCAGCUGAUGGUGGCCCUGGACAGGGAGGAGGUGGCCGGGGAAAUGGCCAUGCUCGAUGCCCUGGUGGCGGCGGCCACCAAUGAGGCCAUGGCAGAGGCUGUGGCAGCCACCAGGAGGGGACAUUGGGCAGUGCUGGCCCUGGGGCUGCUGCCGCGCUUGGUGGCCACGUGUGACAGAGCCACCUUGUUCAGCUGGAACAUGGAGUGGCAGCUCAGGGACAUCGAGGCCAUCCUGACGGGGACAAACGAGGUGUCCCCUGAUGUCCUCCAGGCCUUGAUGGCCAAAGUGGCCAAGUUUGAGCAGCUGUGGGAGGCCAGCACCCGCCUGGCCAAGGAGCACCUGCUGGGGACACUUGAGGUCAUUGACAAUCUCCUCUUGAGUCCCUGUGGUGACCGUGGUGGUCCCGGUGGCCCCGGCAGCCGCGCGGUGGCCGAGCGGUGCCACAAAGCCAUCGAGGACAUCCCGAGGCUGCUGCAGGAAAGUUUCACAUAGGGGCAGAGACAUCGCCGGGGACAUCGCUGCUGUCACCUGUGCCCUCCCCGUGCAGUGUUUGAGACAGAUUUGGGGAAUUGUCGGGGGAUUUUCCAUGGUACUGCCCCAAAUCCUGAUGGGAAUUCCUGGUGCGAUGUCACUGGGGACAC
Molecule: messenger RNA, 2023 nt
Organism: Camarhynchus parvulus
Lineage: Eukaryota; Metazoa; Chordata; Aves; Passeriformes; Thraupidae
Exons: 3
Coding region: 24-1874 (616 amino acids)
Source: RefSeq, a predicted model, not a curated record